Messenger RNA from Patella vulgata (common limpet), 4069 nucleotides. Its product is annotated as lysosomal aspartic protease. Gene Ontology annotation, molecular function: aspartic-type endopeptidase activity. Lineage: Eukaryota; Metazoa; Mollusca; Gastropoda; Patellidae. The transcript is spliced from 9 exons. The coding region runs from base 98 to 1294 and encodes 398 amino acids. The record is from RefSeq and is a predicted model, not a curated record. Gene Ontology annotation, biological process: proteolysis.
UUGAUCAUAUGACGAAUAUCCAGAUUGCAAGGCUGACGUUAGUCACAUAAAAGGUUGAUUUACUUGUAACAAAGUUUUGAUUGAGGAGGUCGACAAUAUGAAUCUUCUUUAUGUUUCUUUGUUUUUAGCUGCUGUCUGUCUGUCAGACGCACUGAUUAGAGUGCCUCUACACAAGUUUAAAUCAGUACGUCGGACUCUAGAAGAUUUGAAAGUUAACAUAAAAAAUCUGGAGAGAAAGUAUGAGUAUAAAAAUGCUGGUGUUGUUAAUAUGAAAAUUGGUGGACCCGAUCCAGAACCUCUCUCAAAUUAUCUUGAUGCUCAAUACUAUGGUGUUAUUGGUAUUGGAACUCCUCAACAGAGCUUUAAAGUGGUUUUUGACACCGGGUCAUCAAACUUAUGGGUUCCAUCCAAAAAAUGUCACAUUACAGACAUUGCAUGUUUAUUACAUAAUAAAUAUGAUAGCACCAAGUCAACGUCCUAUCGGGCUAAUGGUACCACAUUUGAAAUCCAGUAUGGUACAGGAUCUUUGAAAGGUUUCCUCAGUACUGAUUAUGUUACAAUAGGAGAUUUAACCGUGAAGAACCAGACUUUCGCUGAAGCAACAUCUCAACCUGGCAUAACUUUUGUUGCCGCUAAAUUUGACGGUAUUCUUGGUCUCGGUUAUGAUACGAUAUCGGUUGAUCGUGUUGUUCCAGUGUUUUAUAAUAUGGUUCAACAAAAACUUGUGGAGGCACCUGUAUUCUCCUUUUACUUGGACAGAAAUCCAGCAGGUAAAGAAGGAGGUGAAUUGAUAUUUGGUGGAAGUGAUCCUAAACAUUACAACGGUAGUUUUACUUAUCUCCCUGUUACAAAACAAGGCUAUUGGCAGUUCAAAAUGGACGGAAUUAUGAUUGAUGGUAAAACUUCAUCAUUCUGUAGUGGAGGAUGUUCUGCCAUCGCUGAUACAGGAACUUCUCUACUUGCUGGACCAUCAGCGGAAGUGACGAAACUACAGGCAGCCAUUGGAGCCACACCAUUGGCGAAGGGAGAGUAUAUGAUUGACUGCAGUAAGAUUCCAUCAUUACCUCCAGUGACAUUUAUGUUAGGAGGGAAACCUUUCACACUACAGGGAAGAGAUUACGUUCUCAGGAUUACCCAGUCUGGAACUACCAUCUGUUUAAGUGGAUUUAUUGGACUGGAUGUUCCAGCACCUCUUGGCCCACUCUGGAUUCUCGGUGAUGUCUUUUUGGGAAGAUUUUAUUCAGAAUUUGAUCUCGGCAACAACAGAGUUGGAUUGGCUAAUUCACUCAAUUAAAUCAAAUAAUAAUAAGGUUACAAUUAGUAUAGAAGGUCUAUUUCUUGACAAAUACUGAUUUUUCAUUGGCUGAUAUAUGAAACCCUAGUAUAGUAUGGUUCUUAGCCAAUAAAAAAAAAGUUAAUAUUUUCGGGAAAUAAGCUCAUGGGUUUUAUCUUCUACAACCAUAUCUUCCCAUGUUUGUAUAUUUAAAUAUAUUUUUAUGGGUACUUCGUGUUAUUCGUGUUUGAUGAAAUCCUGCAUGGUUGUUCUCGAUACUGAAACCAUUGCACUGAUUGUAUCUUAUGAAGUAUUAUUUUAAGAACUCUAGCCCAAAUUGGUCCGGUUCCUGGAAAAAUAUCAGUAGUCCAUUUUAUGUGGAUUAUAUCUCCAUUGACUUUAAUUUCAGAUGAUUUAAAGGGGAAUUGUUUUGACAGAGAUAUCCGCUUCUUAUGUAAAAAAAUCUUUAAAAAAAUAUUGAACCUAAAUCGUACUGGAUUCAAUUUUUUUCUAAGAACCGGAUCAUGACGGAUUAUCUAUUGAUACACAGAACAUAAUUCUUUGGAAAACAAUUACUGUACUACAAAGUUAUGUUUCAACUAGGAUUCUCAAGCAAUGCAAUGAUAAAAUAUCAAGACGCUUGUCUACAUCAUUUACUGUUUAUUACGGAGCAAAAUGUCAACGUUGCUCGAUUAAUCCAGAGAAUUGUAGUCAAAUUAUCGCUUAGUAAUCAACAGGAACUGUAUUCCAUAGAACUUUGUCUAUGUAUUUCUAACUCAAUUGCUUAAUGCCAUUGAAACAAUUGUUGAGGCUUCUAAUUUGUUGAAAUAUGCAGUUUAUGCCCUUAUGAUUUAAAUGAAUGUUUGAAAUAUUGUAAAUAGGAUGGGUUGAAUAUAGAUUUGUAUAUUUUGAAAUGAAAAUAAAGGUUUACAUUUGGUAAUUGCAUCGAAAAUUGGUUUAUACUAAAAUUUGUAAGUGUUUUUGUUGUGCUUUGUAGUCAUUUAGGUAAAUUGAAAAUUACUUUUUUUUUUAUGAGUAAAACUUUCUACACCAAUGUGUACUUAUUAUUAUUUCUAUACAUCUUGUCACAUGCCUUGUUUUAUAACAAUCAGUUGAGUGUUCUUUUCACAUGACUUAUUUAUAGAAAGGAAUAGAUUUUCUAUUUUCAUCAAUUUUAGUCUAGUGAAUAGUUUCGAAAAGGUUGUAUAGAAAAAAAAUUACAAUUACGAUGCCAGUGUUGGGCAUGAUUUUCUUUAUAACUCGCUGCAUGGCAUAUGCUAAUCUUCAUUACUCCAGCUGGUGCAGAGACUGAAGAAGGUCAUUUUAUUUUCUAAGGUUUUCUUGUCCAAAGCUGGUAAUUCCCCAACAACACAAGAUAUUAAAUGUAGUCAACAUUCCUUGUUAUAAUACAUUUCACAUACAUACAUAAUCAGUAUCCUUGUUUAAAUUAUUUAAUUUAAAGAUUUAAAUUAAAAUAUCUUAGGCAACACAAAUAAAAUAACUUGUUUCUCGGGCACCGCCCGCACGCAAAAUUGGUUGCGCGUGCAGUCUAUUUAUUAGUCUUGAUGAAAAAAAAUAAAUAUGUAACGCCCGCCCGCACAUCGACAAGCAAGUCGUAAAAAAAAUAUCCCGCAUGUACCUACAUCCGCCAUACAUGUAUAUCUAUUCAAAUGUAUUAAAACUGAUUCAGAUGAACAUGCUGUCUUUUUUAUCCGAACAAUGGCGAAGUUUGGUAGAUUUGCCUUUUUUAUUGAUAUCGAAAGAACCUCCAUUUUGUAUCACGUGAUAUUAAUUACCUCCCCUGAUAAACUAGAAUUUGAUUCGUGUUAAAAGUCAUUGGCGACAAUAUUUCAAUCAUUCGAUCGUAAUCGGCUCAUUAUUGCCGGCUUCAGUCGGUCCUUGUUUGGAAAAUCCUAUUGAUAAAAUAAUGAACCGUAGAACAGGUUAAUUAAUUAUAGCUAAGAAUACGAUACGAUGACGAUAGUCGUCAUAAUGCAUACCUUAGAAUCUGGGUCAUUAUUAGCACAUUUACGGUAGUUUCGAUAAUCCGGAAAAUAAUAAUUGGAUUACCGAUUUGAUGGUUUUACUGACCAGUUGUUAGUUAGAUUUAAAUAGUCAUUCAAUAUAAACACCGGAUAGAACACCGAAUAUCCUGAGAAACACACCGAAUAUCCCAAGAAACAGUAUUUCCGGCAAUCUCCAAUACCGAUGACACGGUGUGACAAUCAUUGGUUGGAAUUCGGUAAAUAAUUAUAAAUAAACCGGCGAUACUAGAUUUAGUUUUAAAUACUGUUUACCAUGAUUAUUAUUUUUGAUACACCUGGUGAAAGAGGCUUAGUUUUUAAAAAUAUUGUUGUCUUUAUGGAGGGCUAUUACAUAGUCGUAUGGAAUUUUAUUUUAAACCAAUUUCAAUUAUGUGAAUUAAAUAUGGAAAAUUAUUUUCCUUUCAGUCAGUGUUCAGUCUCAGUGUUUUAGUAGACUUGAUAUGUUUUAAGUAUGUACAAUAAAGUUGAAUAUAACGGAAAGCAAAAACGUAAACAAGUAAUGACUUUCUCAUUUAAAAAAAAAAAAAAAAGAAAGACCGCCCUCCCGCCCCAACAAUUUUCAGCAAUAGCCAAAUUUUAUUUUGCACCAUCAAUGAGUAAAAAAAAAAAAGAAACCGCCCUCCCUCCCUACAGUUUCAGCUGUCAGUUGCCCGAGAAACAAGACAUUUAUUUUGUGUGGCCUUAGGACCCUUAUUUGUUUUGUUUUCGUAGUGAACUAUAGCUUAUUUGGUUAAUAAAUUUUAAAAAUAUU